GGUGGGGAGUUACCGAUCGACUAGCGAAUCACAUCCGCGUAUUACAAUCGCAGGUGGUAUACACAGACUAAUUGCACUUUACCUGUUUGGAAUUGCGUUAAGAAGUCUUAUAACAUAUUGUUUUCUCUUAAAAUCUUUUUUUACUGUGUUACCAACAAUAAUAAUAACCAGAACAAUAAUAAUAAUAGUGACUAUAAAAAGUUUAAAUAAAAAUUGUUUUUAAUUAUUAUCGUUAAUACAAACUUUAAAAUAAAUUAAGUUUAGUUAAAUUAAUAUUACAUUUUUUAAUUUUUAUUUAAACAAUGAGACGUGGGUCAGUAAAUACAUGGGAGUCUUUCGGUAGACGUAAUUCUGAUAAUAUGGCACAAUUUUCAAGUAAUCGUCAUGAAUUUAUGACAAGUGAGCCGGGAAUGAAUGGCAUUGAGUAUCAACGAGAAGGAGGAUUUUUUUUGUCACACAGAAAACUUGCUAUUGUUAUCACAUCUAUCUUUCUUUUGCUCGUUGCUGUUGGAUUUGUUGGAGCUUAUGCAGGAGCAUUUCCACGUAAAAAGAUAUUUGAUACAACGGCUUUGAUAUCUGAAGACGAAGGUUCAGAGCCACCCGAUGCUGAAAAGUAUUCUCUCUCGACAUCCGUAUUUCCCUCGAGGUAUCUCGUAAAAUUGACGCCGAUUGUUGAAGAUAAUGAAGUUUCCCGAGUUCAGGGCCAAGUCAUUAUAGAGUUUCGGUACAAUGGAACUAUGGAUCUGAAGCACAUUGUCUUGAAUGCAAAACACAUGAACAUUACUAAGAUAAGGAUGUGGUCUCGCGAUAAAAAUAAAGAAAAAAUUGAAUCAGAACGAACAAUAAAUCAAAAUGACGGUACAAACUCUACAAGUUCAACAGUUUCAACUACGGAUAUAAAUCAAACAGCUGUAAACGCUACUAAUACUACAGUAGAUUCCAUUCAAACGGCUGGGUUAAUCCAACCUGAUCAAAAACCCUCUUUGAACUCUGUACGAAAUGUACGAUCUCUUGAUAAUGAAUCUAACUCUCAAAGUAAUUUUUCGAGCAUAUCAAAUAGCUCAUUUACAUCGGAAGCACCUGAAAGUUUAUUUACUAAUACAACUUCAAACCUAAACGCUUCAAACGAUUCUAAGCUAGCUAUUGAAGAGAUCAAUAUCUCUAAAAGUGACGUUGAUGAAGAGCACGGUAUCCUCACCAUUAUUCCAACCUCGGCCAUCAAGUCCGGAAACUAUUCCCUGGAAAUUAUCUAUGAAGCCCGCACUGACAAUCGGACAGUACUUGUCGCUAAUUUCAGUGAUGAAAGUACUGAUCGAUGGCUAAUGGCUAGUAGACUAAAACCUAUCAAUGCUCGUCGACUUUUUCCACUCUUCGAUGACGUAAGACUAAAAGCACGAUUUACUCUCUCAAUUGCUCAUCCGAUUGGAAUGACGUUACUUUCUAAUACUCCAGUUAAAUUUAAUGCCAGCAUACCAGAUAAUUGGGUCAUUGAUACAUUUGAAGAGACUCCACUUCUUUCUCCUCAUAGUGUGGCAUUAAUUCAAGGUCAUUUAUUAUCAGCCGGAAAUGUUAAUGUUGGUGAACCACCAAUUCCGGUAAACUUUUGGAGUGAACAAGGAAUGAUUUUAAAACCAACUUAUUUACAAAAGAUGAUUAGUCAUGUAAUGAAAAGCUUUGAAGAAUUAUUUUCCAUGAAAUUUCCUAUGGCGAAAUUAGAUAUUGUUAGUGUUCCAUUUGCUGACAAUUCUGGAAGUCCUGGAUUAAUUUCUAUCACGCAAAAUCUCUUUAAUGUAAGUGAUACAUCGCCUGGAGUAACAAGAUAUGAGACUUUAAAAACGUUGAUUCGAUUGAUUGGUCGACAAUGGCUUGGGGGAUUAGUAAAUUCUCAAAACUGGACUGACGUUUGGAUUUUGGAAAGUUCGUUAAUUGAUCUUCAACAUUAUUUGGUUACUAAGAUAGACCCAGCUUUUAAUCACACGACAUUUUUAUUAGACGUCCAAUUACAAGCUUUUGAAGCAGACGGUUACAGUGUAUCACAGUCAUUAAAAUCCAGAGUAAAUCCAGCUUAUUUAGAAGCUUUUCAUCCAGAACAAUUAUACUAUCGAGGUGCAUGUCUCUUACAUAUGUUGCAUGGCGUGUUGAGGCAAAAUGACUCUAGGACUGGCUACAGGAAGUUCGUUUCACGGUGGUCCAAUGGAAAUGCUGACGUGAGUUCAUUCCUCGAAGCAAUGACAAAUGAAUCUAGUGAUUAUCCACAACAAGUCAAUCUUAUCGAUUUCAUGGAAUCAUGGAUAAAUAGUCAUGGAUAUCCAGUAGUAUCAAUUAAACGUGAUUAUAAAACAGCGACUGCUAAACUUACUCAAAGUCGCUUUAGAUUCGAUAAUCGUACAUUAGAUGAUCAAAAACCUUGGCAUAUACCACUGACAUGGAUAACAAUUGAUAAAAAUUGGACGUCUCCAUCAUUCACUUGGAUGAAGCCCGAUGAAAAAGAAACGACAUUGAAUAAUGUAGGAGUAGAAGGAGAUGAAGAAUCGUGGGUAAUUUUUAAUGUUAAUUCUUUAGGAUACUUCAGAGUAAACUACGAUAAUAAGAAUUGGGAAUUGAUAGCAAAUGCUUUAGAAAAUAAUCCCUCGAUAUUUCCUUCCUCGGUAAAAGCUUCUCUGGUCGACGAUGUUUUAAGUUUAGCUUUUGUGGGAUCUACGUCUUAUUCUACUGCUUUUAACCUUAUCAAUUAUUUGAAGAAUGAAAGCCAACCGGAGCCUUGGACCGCACUCAUGCGUCACGCGAUUAAACUAGAUCUUGUUUUAUAUGAUACUCCAGUUUAUCCUCACUAUCAAAAAUUCAUGAGGAAAUUAACUUCAAAUUUAUUUGAUGGAGUGGGCUCACAAGUUACUAAGGGAAGUAGAAUGACUAUGAUUGCACAUCAAUUAGGUUCAACAUUUGAGAAUCCUGCUCAUGUUGAAUGGGCAAAGAAUAGUUAUCAGCAUUUUAAGGAUUCAAAUUCUUUAGAAUUAAAAUAUGAAGUGCCUUCAUAUCUGCGUGAGACACUUCUCUGUACUUUUGCUAAGCUUGAAGAUCAGCUUGGUUGGGAAUGGUGGCGUGAGAAAUUAGGAAACAUCACAAAACGUGAUACUGACAGAAAUUCAUUCUUGUCGUCUUUGGCUUGCUUCCAAGUACCUUGGAUCUUACAAGCAGUUUUAAAUGAAAUUGUUAGAGGAGACUUAAUCGAUGCACAGGAUGCUAUAAUUGUUCUUCGAGCAUUUGAUGAUCACCCAGUAUCUGCUCAAGUGGCAUUUAAUUUUGUACAAAAAAAUUGGGCUGAAAUAUUGAAAAAAUUCCGAAGAUCGUACCCGGUACUCAGAGCAUUUGUUAGUUCAGUAGGUAGUGGGUUUACCAACAAUAAGGAUCUUAUUGAUUUUCAAAAUUUCCGAGAUAAUAAUUACGAAAGUCUUAAACCCGUUGGCUAUAUCACUGCGUUCGUAGAAGCCAAAGGUACAUCAUGGAUAUCAUUUUUAAAUCAUUCACUUUCUGAUUUUGAAAAUACUAUCAGUAGGUUAAAAGAUUGAUCAUAAGAAAAAUUUUAUAAAAAAGAUACUUUUCAAAGUAAUUAUAACGUACUUAGUCGGUACUUACUCGAUUCAAUGAACAAUGAAAAUUAACAAGUAAUAAAGAUUUGAAUUCUUAUUGAUUUAAAUUUUGAAAUAAAUAGAGCAAGUAAAAUUAGUCGUAACAAUAGAUUCAAUUUUAAUGAGAUUUUUCAAUUUAAGAUUUGAAUUUUCAUGAAUUUUAUCUUUAAGAAUUGUCGCACAAAUUCGUAUUUUGAAUAUUCUCUUUAAAUUAAUUUUUACGCUCGUGGAAAUAA
Messenger RNA from Microplitis demolitor, 3862 nucleotides. RefSeq names its product aminopeptidase Ey. The record is from RefSeq and is a predicted model, not a curated record. Gene Ontology annotation, cellular component: cytoplasm. The transcript is spliced from 16 exons. Gene Ontology annotation, biological process: peptide catabolic process; proteolysis. Bases 303 to 3566 code for a protein of 1087 amino acids. Gene Ontology annotation, molecular function: zinc ion binding; peptide binding; metalloaminopeptidase activity. Lineage: Eukaryota; Metazoa; Arthropoda; Insecta; Hymenoptera; Braconidae.